Etheostoma spectabile (orangethroat darter) is the source of this 1888-nucleotide messenger RNA. RefSeq names its product potassium channel modulatory factor 1 (gene kcmf1). Lineage: Eukaryota; Metazoa; Chordata; Actinopteri; Perciformes; Percidae. Gene Ontology annotation, biological process: synaptic signaling. The transcript has 7 exons. The coding region runs from base 238 to 1407 and encodes 389 amino acids. Gene Ontology annotation, molecular function: zinc ion binding. The record is from RefSeq and is a predicted model, not a curated record. Gene Ontology annotation, cellular component: plasma membrane.
CGUCACGGCCCGAGUGAUUUCAUGUAGAAGGGCGCCGCCUUGUGUUCUCUUGCAACAUUUAGCGAUAAGUGACACUAGGAGGGGAAGCAGUACAAACUGUAAGCUGCUGGCGGAUCCAUCUUGCUCGUACAAGAGGCGAGGUUGGAGGAUUUUAUCAGUUUAGUAUCUAAAAUACUGUAUCGUUCCCCGUUAACCGCGCUGGGGAGGCCGAGGCGGGCCUGUGCCGCUGUUUGUAGGAUGUCCCGACAUGAGGGUGUGAGCUGUGAUGCAUGUUUAAAAGGGAACUUUAGAGGAAGACGGUUUAAGUGUUUAAUUUGCUACGACUACGACCUGUGCGCGUCGUGCUACGAGAGUGGAGCCACAACAACAAGACACACCACAGAGCACCCAAUGCAGUGUAUAUUAACCAGGGUAGACUAUGACUUGUAUUAUGGAGGAGACACAUUUUCAGUAGAGCAACCCCAGUCAUUCACAUGUCCUUAUUGUGGCAAGAUGGGCUACACAGAGACAUCCCUGCAGGAGCAUGUCACCUCAGAACAUGCAGAGACUUCCACAGAGGUGAUCUGUCCAAUAUGUGCUGCCUUGCCAGGAGGGGACCCCAACCACGUCACAGAUGAUUUUACCGCUCACCUCACACUUGAACACAGAGCCCCAAGAGAUUUAGAUGAAUCCAGCAGUGUUCGACAUGUACGCAGGAUGUUCCACCCUGGACGAGGACUGGGCGGUCCCAGAGCACGACGGACAAAUAUGCACUUUACUAGCGGCUCCACGGGUGGACUUUCGUCCUCCUCAUCACAGAGCUCCACCUACACCCCCAGUAACAGGGAAGCAAUGGACCCAAUCGCAGAGUUGUUGUCUCAGCUGUCAGGUGUUCGACGUGCAGCAGGGGGGCAAAUAAACUCAUCAGGGCCUUCAGCCUCUCAGCUCCAGCAGCUCCAGAUGCAACUGCAGUUGGAGCGGCAGCAGGCUCAGGCAGCACGACAACAAGUAGAGACGGGUCGCCACGCGACACGGCGCAGCAACAACCCGGGCAACACUGGCAACGCCAUCCCUCCACCCAGCACAGCAACUGCCAACCCUGCCACUGUGGGUGAAAACAAUCCCUCAUCCUCGUCCCACAGCUCCCAGUUCCUAUUAGCACGGUUGAAUGAACCUAAGAUGUCCGAAGCAGAGCGGCAGUUUCUAGAAGGAGAGCGCGCCGACCGCAGCCUGUUUGUACAGGAGCUGCUUUUGUCCACGCUGAUGCACGAAGAGAGCUCUUCUUCUGACGAGGAAGAACGUCGAGACUUCGCCGACUUUGGAGCCAUGGGCUGCGUGGAUAUCAUGCCUUUAGAUGUGGCGUUGGAGAACCUCCAGCUUAGAGAGCGCAGCUCUACGGGGAAGGAGCCUCCGCCGCCGCCUCUUUGAUGUCCGAGGAUCAAGCAGACUGUGUCCUCUCUGCUGCAACUGUCAGUGAUGGGCAGCAAACAGCAGCAGUCCUCCCUGGCCUCAUCCUCCUUUCUCUCUUCUCUAUUUUCUGAGUUUGUUUUUGGUGAUUGUAAUUUCAGGCCUUUCACCAUUUUGUUACAUUGUAAACAAAAAUAAAUGAGAGCAAGUGGGAUAAAUGUGCGAGUGCGCAAUAGCAACUGAGUGAGCGAGCGAGAUGAGAGAAAUAUAUAAAUAUAUAUAAAAUAUAUAUGAAGUUGAUAAUCAAUCCACAUAACGUUUCUUUUCUUUAUCAGGUAAAUGUUACAGGCAGCCGUGGCAGACCUUUGCUUCCUAUGACAUGCAAAUGGCUCUCCAUAUAAAUAAUCCACAUUCAAAAGUCAAGAGGGCAAAGGCCCCUCUGAUGAAGCUGCUGUGUGUUUGACUAUUAAUAAAUAAAAAGUGCUUGGAUGGGUUACCAUAA